Messenger RNA from Trichomycterus rosablanca, 1785 nucleotides. RefSeq names its product E3 ubiquitin-protein ligase TRIM68-like. The coding region runs from base 1 to 1785 and encodes 594 amino acids. Gene Ontology annotation, biological process: protein ubiquitination. The transcript has 7 exons. Lineage: Eukaryota; Metazoa; Chordata; Actinopteri; Siluriformes; Trichomycteridae. Gene Ontology annotation, molecular function: zinc ion binding; ubiquitin-protein transferase activity; protein binding. The record is from RefSeq and is a predicted model, not a curated record.
AUGGCAGAAUCUUCACCACCACGACUAAGGAGAGAUCGCUCAAACAGCAUGGAUGUACCACCUAAGUUCACACGUGAUUCCAGCAACAUCCUGUCUGAAAAUCAGCUGCUGUGUCUCAUCUGUCUGGAUGUGUUUACUGAUCCAGUUACAACUCCAUGUGGACACAACUUCUGCAGGAGCUGCCUUACACAACACUGGGAUAAGAGUCCACAAUGUCACUGUCCAAUAUGUAAAGAGAAAUUCACCAAGAGACCUGAACUCAAGAUCAAUACAACACUGAGGGAGGUUGCUGAUCACUUCAAGAAGAAAAGUGAAGUUGAUAAACCUGAGGUUCUUUGUGAUGUCUGCAAUGGAAUGAAACAGAAAGCUCUGAAAUCAUGUCUGGAUUGUGGUGUGACUUUCUGUGAGUCUCAUCUAGAGCUUCACAUUAAUGUCCCAAAAUAUAAGAAACACAAACUCAUAAAUCCUGUGAAGAACCUGGAGAAAUAUAGAUGCCAAAAGCAUGAGAAACCUUUAGAACGGUUCUGUAGAGAUGAUCAGAUCUGUGUCUGUCAGUGGUGUAUCGAGGCAGAUCACAAGAACCACAACAUCAUUCCUAUAGAGGAGGAGAUUAAUCAUAAGAAGACUCAGCUGGGUCAGACACAGACGGAGGUGCAGCAGAUGAUCCAGGAUCGACUGAAGAAGAUCAAAGAGAUCAACCACUCAGUAGAGCUCAGCAAAAAAAACACAGAGAAAGAAAAAUCUGACAGCAUUAAAACCUUCACUGAUCUGAUUCACUCCAUUGAGAAGAGUCAGACUGAGAUGCUGAAGAUGAUGGAAGAGAAGCAGAAAGUCGUAGAGAAUCAGGCUGAACGAUUCAUUAAAGAUCUGGAGCAGGAAAUUACUGAACUACAGAGGAGAGAAACUAAGCUGGAGAAGCUUCUGAACACUGAGGAACAUCUCAACAUUCUACAGGUUUAUCCAACAAUCUGCAGCCCUCCAACCACCAAGAACUGGACCGAUAUUAGUAUCAACACUGAUCCAGAUGUGGAGACUCUGAGAACAUCUCUCUCUCAGCUUCAGAAAACUCUGGACGAGAAACUCAAUAAAACUCUGGACGAGAAACUCGAUAAAAUUCUGGACGAGAAACUCGAUAAAAUUCUGGAUGAGAUGUUUAGAGAAACAGGUGAGAAGUUUCCCACAGAACUGAAGAGGAUUCAGCAGUAUGCAGUGGACGUGACUCUGGAUCCUGAUACAGCAAAUCCUUAUCUCGUUCUGUCUGAUGAUGGAAAACAAGUCACAUAUGGAAACACAAACCACAAUCUCCCAGACACCCCAAAAAGAUUCUCCAGAUACUGCAUCAUCCUGGGAAAGCAGAGUUGCUCCUCAGGUAGAUUUUACUAUGAGGUGCAGGUCAGUGGGAAUACCGAGUGGAAUUUAGGAGUCGCCAGAGAGUCUGUAAACAGGAAAGAUGAGAUUAUACUGAGACCUCAGGAUGGACUCUGGACUGUAAUUCUGAGGAACAGGGAGUAUAAAGCUUGUGCUGAUCCCUCUGUCCUCCUCUCUCUGAAAGAGAAACCUCAGAAGGUCGGAGUGUUUGUGGAUUAUGAGGAGGGUCUGGUCUCGUUUUAUGAUGUGGAGAACAGGGUUCAUAUCUACUCUUAUACUGGUCAGAUGUUCACUGAGAAACUCUUUCCAUACUUCAGUCCUGGUAAUAAUGAUGGAGGUAAAAACUCAGCACCACUCAUCAUCAAUCCUGUAAUAAAGAUUCAGUCAAUUUUACUAAUUGAUGAAUGGGAAGAUUGA